Molecule: messenger RNA, 981 nt
Organism: Debaryomyces hansenii CBS767
Lineage: Eukaryota; Fungi; Ascomycota; Pichiomycetes; Serinales; Debaryomycetaceae
Product: alpha/beta hydrolase
Exons: 1
Coding region: 1-981 (326 amino acids)
Molecular function (GO): hydrolase activity
Source: RefSeq, a predicted model, not a curated record
AUGUCUUUUCUUGGUCAAUACACAACUGAAACAGUAAGUUAUCCAUCUCAUGGUGAAAAAAUUGCUGGUGUGUUAUAUCGUCCAAAUAAUGUAUCUAAUCCUCCUGCUGUUAUAAUCAUUGGUCCUUAUUCCUUUGUAAAGGAACAGGCCCCAAUGCAAUAUGGUACUCGUCUCGCAAACCAAGGAUAUGCUGCAUUGAUUUUUGAUCCUCGCACUGUUGGUGAAAGCACCGGGGAACCAAGAAGAUUAGAGAAUCCUAAAAUGAAGAACGAAGAUGCAGUUGCUGGAAUAGAUUAUCUUAUUCAAAGAGAUGAUAUUGAUAAAUCGAAAAUCUUUCUUGUUGGCGUUUGUCAAGGAGGAGCGCAAUCUUUGGAUAUCGCUUCAUACGAUGAUAGAGUUGCUGGCGUGUCAUCGGUUUCAGGCUACUACCGUGAUCUUGAAACAGAUAUUUAUAUGAUUUGUGCUGGUUGCGUUGAUUGGAAACUGGGUGCAGAUGUGGCGACCAUGAAAAUGCCUACUCCAGAACAAGGGAAAGCACUUUACGAUGCCAGAAUUGAAAGAGCAAAAAAAGCACGAGAUCUUUACAACACAACCGGGGAGGUCAUUUACCAACCUUUAGUUGAUCCAAAGAUCGCGGAUGCGAAUGUUGGAUCUUUGGCAGGAUUGCCGGGUCCAGUUAUUUGGUCAUGGUAUGGGCCAUGGACUUUGAAGAACUUCGAAAACCGGUAUGCUGUCAUGAGUGACUUGGAUCAUUUUAGUUAUUCUACUGUUGAAGGUGUUGCAAAGCUCACUAAACCGGCUUUAAUUAUCCAUGGCGAUAAUUGUAUGAAUCACGCUGCAGCAAGAAGACAUUUUGAUUCCAUUCCUACUGAUAGAAAGAGACUUAUAUGGAAUGAUAAAUCUCACUUUCAACAUUAUGAUCAGCCAGAUGUUGUGGAUCAGAAUGUAGGUGAAAUUGCUGCUUGGUUUCAAAAAUUUUAA